CCCAUAAAACUCACCACUCAUCUGCUUUUCAGCUUUGAACAAACACUGCUCCCUCUCCCUUGAAGAACAAUAAGGUGUUGCCAUGGCUGAAAAAAUGGUUGUGACCCAACCUCGGCCUUUUAUCGCAACUGCUACAACCAACCAGUGGACGUCUGGCAUUUGUGACUGCAUGCAAGACCUGCCCCAGUGUUGCUUCGCCUUUUGGUGCCUUCCCUGCUUCACCUGUAAGACAUCGCGUGAGGCUGGGGAGUGUCUAUGUUUACCUCUGCUGGACGCUUUUGGAGCCAUUCCACCAAUGACCACAGCCCUCAGGGUGUCAGUGCGCCAGCGAUAUGGCAUUGAGGGUACAAUCUGUAAUGACUGCGUGUACUCCUUCUUCUGCGGGCCCUGCACCUGGUGUCAAAUAGCAAGAGAAAUCAAAACAAGAACGAGUCCCAUUACCUUCAUUAACAUGAUUGCCUCAUAA
Molecule: messenger RNA, 466 nt
Organism: Scomber japonicus (chub mackerel)
Lineage: Eukaryota; Metazoa; Chordata; Actinopteri; Scombriformes; Scombridae
Product: cornifelin homolog A-like
Exons: 4
Coding region: 83-466 (127 amino acids)
Source: RefSeq, a predicted model, not a curated record